Messenger RNA from Zymoseptoria tritici IPO323, 1043 nucleotides. RefSeq lists its product as uncharacterized. Gene Ontology annotation, cellular component: TRAPPIII protein complex. The transcript has a single exon. Lineage: Eukaryota; Fungi; Ascomycota; Dothideomycetes; Mycosphaerellales; Mycosphaerellaceae. The record is from RefSeq and is a predicted model, not a curated record. The coding region runs from base 108 to 1043 and encodes 311 amino acids.
CGAAUGAGUUCACUUGAACUUCACCUUUACGUUCCGUCGUCAACUCUGCUAUUUGCAAGCACCUCGCACAAUGAUAUGCUUUCCGUCAUGACAAGAGUCCCACAGUCAUGGCUCUACCCCAACGAGCUCGCGCCGGCACCGUGAGCGGCCCUCACUCCAUCUCCCUCAAAGUCCUCCGCCUCUCACGCCCGACUCUCGCCGUACAAACUCCCCUCCUGUCCACCGCAUUCAACAACGGUCUCGAUAUCCCUGCAAAGGCGUCUCUAGCCUACCCAAGUGCCGAUCAGAAUUCAACGUUCCCACUCACGCCUCUUCUCACCCUUCCCGCUUCGUUCGGCGCCGCGUACGUGGGUGAGAGGUUCACUUGCACGCUUUGUGUGAACAACGAGCUGCUGGCUGAGGAUAAAGCGAAGAGCGUGAGUGGGCUGAAAGUCUCGGCGGAAUUGCAGACUCCUACGUUCAGCGAUGCGGGCGUGGCGUUGGAGUUGAAGUCUGCUCUGACGAAGAAGGAGGAGGAUUUGAGUCCGGGAGAUACACUGCAGUAUACGCUGUCCCACGAGCUGAAAGAAGAGGGCCCACAUGUCCUCGCCGUGACGGUGUCGUACACUGAAACCUCGCACACGGCUGAGGGAGGUGCGAGCGGAGGACGAGCGAGGACGUUCAGGAAACUGUAUCAGUUCGUUGCUCAGCCUCUACUCGCUGUGCGGUCGAAGAUUACGGAACGGCAGAGGAGGGAGAAGGAUGCGUUGCGGCAGUGGAUUUUGGAGGCGCAGUUGGAGAAUGUCGGGGAGGUGUCGGUGGUGUUGGAGAGGGUUUGGUUGAAAGAGGAGGAUGGGAUGAAGGGGCAAGAUGUCAAUGAUAAGGAGGCGGUCGUGUUGAAGCCGAGUGAUGUUGAGCAGGUCAUGUUUCUGGUCGAGGAGGAGGAGAGGUUGAGUGAGCUGUCUGCGAGGGUUCCGCUGGGAGAGUUGAAUGUUGAUUGGAGGAGUGCGAUGGGAGAGAGGGGAGGGUUGACGACUGGCACGUUGUCUAGCAGGCCGAGAUGA